AUGUUCCCUAGUGUGGCAGAGAACUCUGUUCCACUGUUGACUUCCGGCAUUGCCCGAGACGCGAUCGGCGGGAGAAGUGUGGCUGACCGCCCGCGUGACCAGGACGCGCCUUGCUCGUACCGACACGCCUGUCCCCCCGCGCCCGUCCCAUCCGAUACAGCAGCCAAGGCUGUCUCAUACUUGCUAUCUACCGCCGCGAGCAUACCUGCUCGCACACACCCUGCGCCUACCACGCACGCACGCACGCACACGAGCGUGUUUUACCAGACGUCUGACUACACCGUGGCCGUCAGCGCUGACAGGAAGAUUGGGCCCGUGACCGUCGACACUUUCGAGCAGUUCAUCGAGAAGCGGGAGGUGAGGCGGGAUGAGCUGGACCGGAGGCUCCGGAGGGACCAGUACGCCGGAGUCGAGGAGGAGGGGGAGGGGGAGGCGGUUGUCGAGGAGGAGGGGCGCGUGCACGAUCCGCCAGGCGCUGCGCGACUCGGAGUAGGAGACGCUCCCCUCCUGAACGACAUCGCGGAGCACUGCACGCUCCAGGAGCUGCAGCAGAGGCGCGCGUUUCUGGAUCUUUCAGCUCGGAGGACGAUGCGCCCCUCGUCCACGUCCUGUCGGCGAUUAGGAGGGUCCAGAAGGAGACGGACGAGGCCGUGGACGUCGUGGUCCUCUCGCCGAGCAUGCUCGGACGCUGAGGAGAAGAAAUCGAGGCGCUCCGGGGGCCACUACGUCAAGGCAGCUGGGGGCGCCUUCGAGGGUGCGUGGUGGAAGAUCGGCGGGGACGGCGUGAUUGCGUAG
Molecule: messenger RNA, 795 nt
Organism: Gloeophyllum trabeum ATCC 11539
Lineage: Eukaryota; Fungi; Basidiomycota; Agaricomycetes; Gloeophyllales; Gloeophyllaceae
Exons: 3
Coding region: 1-795 (264 amino acids)
Source: RefSeq, a predicted model, not a curated record